AAGUUUUCCCAAUGGACUCACACAAAGGAGGUACGUCUUGGGUAGCGUCAAUGUCGCUAGGAGGGGAGCCCAUCAGGGAUGGUGUCGAAACGAAACAACGGGAGACCAUUGAGAGAGUUAGAGCCUCUAGAUUUGAGAAGGCAUUUAUGGUUGAACUCGGUGUUGACGAAGGUGAUGUGGAAGCCCCUGUGGUGCAGUAGCUUUGCUAGCUUGAGCAUGGGGUUAAUGUGACCCUGAGCAGGAUCUAGAAUGCAAACAGCAUGAGGCUUUUCUAAUUCCAGAGAGCCCAUUUUGCUUUGACUUCUUGUGUUUGCCAAUAAUAAAGUACAAGGAAAGGU
Messenger RNA from Rubroshorea leprosula, 338 nucleotides. Lineage: Eukaryota; Viridiplantae; Streptophyta; Magnoliopsida; Malvales; Dipterocarpaceae. The record is from the annotation of a GenBank genome assembly.